Molecule: messenger RNA, 2531 nt
Organism: Diprion similis
Lineage: Eukaryota; Metazoa; Arthropoda; Insecta; Hymenoptera; Diprionidae
Gene: Unc-115a
Product: actin-binding LIM protein 2
Exons: 15
Coding region: 195-2525 (776 amino acids)
Biological process (GO): cytoskeleton organization; lamellipodium assembly
Cellular component (GO): actin cytoskeleton
Molecular function (GO): actin filament binding
Source: RefSeq, a predicted model, not a curated record
CCUGCGCGCUUCUGAGUGUGCAGUGAUGUCGGACAGCGAACGUGCCGCGAGAUGAUUAUUCUUCGACUUUAAAUGAUUUUUCUAUGUGAGAUUAGAAUAUCUUUUUACAUAAUCGUGAUUCGUGUUUUGUCAUGACUAUCUGAGGUCUGUGGCUGAUUUUUCUUGGUGUCUCGACUAUUGUAAAGGGUUCAAAAAUGGGUAAAACUCUCUGCCAAGCUUGUAAUAAGAAGUGUAGCGGAGAAGUGCUACGAGUGCAGGACAAGUACUUUCACAUCGGUUGCUUCAAGUGUGCGCAGUGCAAUUCCAGUUUGGCUCAGGGUGGAUUUUUCGCUCGUGAAGGCUCCUACUAUUGUACUAAGGAUUAUCGCGAGCGAUGGGGCACUAAGUGUGCUGGUUGUGGCGAGUACGUCGAAGGUGAUGUUGUAACUGCUGGAGAAAAACACGCAUUUCAUCCCAACUGUUUCCACUGUCAGCGGUGUCGGCAACCAUUGCUGGGACAAGGAGCUAAGGUCACAUUGGUACAAGGGCAAGCGUUGUGUCAUCGAUGCGUCAGUAUCCCGGUACGGGAGGCUUCUACUCCAAUAAAUAACAGUGGACCCCCACCCGGACUAGAAGGCCAGAUUGAUCCAGGUGCCUGCGCCGGGUGUAGACAGCAGUUACGAGAGGGUCAAGCUUUGGUAGCCUUGGAUCGGCAGUGGCACGUUUGGUGCUUCAAGUGUCACAGUUGUGACACUGUAUUGCACGGAGAAUACAUGGGCAAGGAUGGAGUACCGUAUUGUGAAAAAGAUUAUCAGAAGCAGUUUGGAGUCAAGUGUGCGUACUGCAGUCGGUACAUAAGUGGAAAAGUCUUACAAGCUGGUGAAAAUCAUCACUUUCAUCCAACAUGCGCGAGAUGUACGAAAUGUGGAGAUCCUUUCGGGGAUGGAGAAGAGAUGUACUUGCAAGGUGGUGCCAUUUGGCAUCCACGUUGUGGACCUGGGCCUACUGGCUCUAAUGGUAUUGUCAACGGUCAUGCGGAGAACCAUGUCCAUACUCCACAUAGAGAUUCAGAACGCAUUUGCAGCAGUGCUUCAGAGAUGCAGUUUUCAAUACGGUCACGCACACCAAGUCUCAAUGGAUCCCUGUACAGCCCUUACAACAGCCUCAGUCGCAAGUACUAUCCGACAAGAACUGGCAGUCCAGGAUUGAUCUUGAGAGAAUACGGAAGAGGUGGUGAGGAUGUAUCUAGGAUUUGUACAUAUUCUUAUCUCACAGAGACACCAAGUCAAGGAUACUUGAGGCGACCAAUUCAACCAUAUGAUAAACCACCCACCAGCCCACACUUCCAUAGACCUAGUUCUUCAAGAUCAAUAAGAAGUAGUGGCGGGCGCAGCAGCCGAUCUGGUAUGCGUGCAUUGGUUGAUGCACUCAGUGACUCAAGACCCAAAUCACCUGCAGCAGUGAGUCAAGCGGACAAUGAGGAGCCAAUUGAAUUGGCUCAUUUCCCUGAUGCCAUGAGGCCACCACCAGGAACACAACCUCCUAUUGAAAGAGACGAUUUCCCUGCUCCACCUUAUCCUUAUACUGAUCCGGAAAGACGCAGGCGUUGGUCUGAUACCUACAAGGGUGUACCAGUCUCGGAUGACGAAGAUGAGGUGGAUAACAAGGGAUAUAUCCAAGAAGCUGAGCAAAAAUUGAAGAAGGAGCAAGCUGAGUUGAGCAAAAUUGAUACAGGAAUAGCCAAAGUCUUUUUGCAGGACCGUGAGAAAGAUAGGGAAAACUUACGACAUAGGGCAGCAAACGUCGACCCAAGGAAUGCUUCGAGAACACCUUCCGCUGCUCGAGAACCGGCCUAUCGGUUACGUUACGAAAGUCCCGUUGGCGCUUCACCGUCGAGGAAUAUAGAUCACGCUCGUCCAUGGGAGGAUGAAGAUGGUGUUAGUUACAGAUCUAGUGUCGGGCCUAGUUACAACGCUGGGAGAUCUUCUGUUCGCUCCCCGGCUCCCAGAAAUUAUCCACCUCUUGGUACUCAGCGAGCAUCUACUCUACCAUCAGCCAGUAGGCAUUACCAUUCGGGCGACUACUCAUUCAGUGGAAUGGGCGAUAAAACACACAGCACAGAUUUUUCGUCUGGGAAGUCCGACAUAUCAACAGGCAGCAUCACAGACGUGGAUCGACGGGCAUUGGUAUGUACUGCAGCGCCCUACUUCUCCCGGCGCAUUAGCAUGAAUGAUGGUGCGAUAAUUCCAUCAUCCACUACGUACACGGGCGGUCUGGGAUCCGUUACAGUAAAUCAUGGUGGACAUCACGUAAGGCGUUCGUUACCAGACAUGGGAGCAAAUCCGGGAGAACCACCGAAGCUUUAUCCUUAUCAUCUCCUUUUAAUCACCAAUUACAGGCUGCCUGGUGACGUAGACCGUUGCAAUCUAGAGCGGCACCUAUCCGACGCUGAAUUUGAAGCUAUUCUACAAUUCACUCGUGCUGAGUUUUACCGGCUGCCACAAUGGCGUCGCAACGAGAUUAAACGAAAAGCACGACUCUUCUAAUUCUUU